AUGGAAAACCUUCAUGAUGAACAAAUUAUUGAUUUUGAAAAGACAUGGCCAUCAGAACUUCCACCAAGUCAUCGAAAACUUAGCAAGACAACCCUCGAUAUGAGAACAAAAGAAAAUAAAUGUUUAUCUGCCGAAAUGUUUGACGAAGCUGAGCAGUGUAGAGAUAUUGCCGAUUGGCUCGAGUUCAAUGACUUAAACGAACAAAAACUCAGAUACGAACUCGAUUUUAAUCGUGAAUUGCUCGACUGA
This is a messenger RNA of Trichomonas vaginalis G3, 249 nucleotides long. RefSeq lists its product as uncharacterized. The record is from RefSeq and is a predicted model, not a curated record. Lineage: Eukaryota; Parabasalia; Trichomonadida; Trichomonadidae. The transcript has a single exon. The coding region runs from base 1 to 249 and encodes 82 amino acids.